AUUUGGUUUAAUAAGGUUCGCGUUGCAGUCACCAUACAGCUAAAGACACCAAAGUUCCCCCAACAUCUUGUAUUUCCUUUGUACCCUAGCUAAAGGCAUCUAAACCAAAGUUCCCCCCAACAUUUCCUUUCUGACAAGUAUCAGGAUGGUGUUCAAAAUAGCCGGUUGGGCGCUCAGCUUCCAGCAAGUGCGCACAUGGUUAGAGAAGCAAGGUCAGAAACACCAGCACUUGGGGGACGAAUUCCUCGCUACCGAUCUCAAUUACUGGUUCGACGAGAGAAACAUCGAUUACCUCUGGGCUGUUUGCACCGACUAUCCUCGAGGGAGCCUGCAACCAGUCAUCGUAUUGGUUCGGAGGCGCAGAGAAGAUCCCAAGUCGACGGUCUCCCACUACUAUCGUGUCAGAGAGUUGGACGGAGACCGUGAAAUAAAGAAGCAGCUGUUGGAAGAGAGUGGGCUGGCUGAUGAGGAUUUGCCUUGGAUCACUGUUGCGGACCCGUUCUUCCAAUGCUGAUGUUGUCGUCGCGAGAUGAAUGGAAUUGAAAUAGAAAGUUUUACGGGUCCCAAUCUGGGGCUUGAAGAACAACGCUCCACAAUUCGAGUACGAAAGCCCCCUGAUGCCGAAUAGGUACAAUCCUCUACACCAUGAACAGAAUAGUCCCACAGUUGCAAAUUUUGCAACAUUUUGUAUUGCGUUGGUAUUUCGGAGUCCUUCCGCAUCUGACAAACAGUACGUUCACACCGCCAUCCUGUGCAUCAAAGGUUCACACCCCCUACCACUAGCUACGAUGGUGUUCAAAAUAGCCGGUUGGACGCUCAGCGCUCAGCUUCGAACAAGUGCGCACUUGGUUAGAGAAACAGGACCAGAAAC
Molecule: messenger RNA, 871 nt
Organism: Suillus paluster
Lineage: Eukaryota; Fungi; Basidiomycota; Agaricomycetes; Boletales; Suillaceae
Exons: 4
Coding region: 146-514 (122 amino acids)
Source: RefSeq, a predicted model, not a curated record